AUGCUCAACUUCACCGAUGUGACAGAGUUCAUUCUUUUGGGACUAACCAGUCGUCAGGAAUGGCAGGUUCUUUUCUUUUUCAUUUUUCUUGUUGUCUGUAUUGUCACCACUGUGGGCAACAUUGGCAUGAUUAUAUUAGUUAAGAUCAGUCCACAGCUUAACAGCCCUAUGUACUUUUUUCUCAGUCAUUUGUCAUUUGUUGAUGUGUGGUUUUCUUCCAAUGUCACUCCUAAAAUGCUGGAAAAUCUGUUAUCAGAAACAAAAACUAUUUCUUAUGCUGGUUGCUUGGUACAGUGUUUCUUUUUCAUUGCCCUUGUCCAUGUAGAAGUUUUCAUUCUUGCUGUGAUGGCCUUUGAUAGGUAUAUGGCAAUUGGGAACCCUCUGCUCUAGUCUAGAGCUGUCUGUAUUCGACUGAUUUCUUUCCCUUACGUAUAUGGUUUUCUGACUAGUCUGGCAGCAACUCUCCGGACAUACGGCUUGUACUUUUGUGCUACAGACUGA
Molecule: messenger RNA, 501 nt
Organism: Suricata suricatta (meerkat)
Lineage: Eukaryota; Metazoa; Chordata; Mammalia; Carnivora; Herpestidae
Product: olfactory receptor 5M3-like
Biological process (GO): G protein-coupled receptor signaling pathway; sensory perception of smell
Cellular component (GO): membrane
Molecular function (GO): G protein-coupled receptor activity; olfactory receptor activity; odorant binding
Source: RefSeq, a predicted model, not a curated record